Molecule: messenger RNA, 303 nt
Organism: Laccaria bicolor S238N-H82
Lineage: Eukaryota; Fungi; Basidiomycota; Agaricomycetes; Agaricales; Hydnangiaceae
Exons: 2
Coding region: 1-303 (100 amino acids)
Source: RefSeq, a predicted model, not a curated record
AUGAUUCACUCCUCCACACAGGGCGACGAGUGCCCAUCACCAGCAUCACCAACCGAGGUGCCACGUCGCCGACAGCAAUGUGGCAACCAAACGUCAUCGGACCGACACAAUACAAUGACGGAUGGCCAACAUGACAACGUGUCAACGACGACACGGGAUGACGACACCAGACAACGACACCGGACAACGACACCUGACAACGGCAACGCGACAAUGACAACCGACAGCAACGAGGAAAUGAGACAAGGAAAAUGGGAUGACAAUGACGGUGCUAUGAUGUCCAGGACAACAACGACACAGUAA